UUUUUGAACAAUAUUUUCAUUAAAACAGUUGGGGGCCUGCGUGCCCGUGUUUGCCACAUGUGACUAAGUAUCAAACAUAUUAUUAUUUCCGCAUUUGUUUGAUUACGAUAUUGAUGUUGAUUGUAUGUGUUUACUAAUCGGUUUGGCAAUAGAAUCAAUCGGACGCCUUGUACAAUUCAAUAGGGAUGAACUGUUGUUGUCCUUAUCGGAUUGUAUGGCGGUUGUCUACGUGGCUCGGAUGCGGUCCGGGGCGUGACAAGAGGGUCGUCACCGAGAAAGAGGAGUACGCCGCAGUCAACCGCAGUUCCGACUCCAUCCUGCCUCCGGAGUAAAUCGGAUCGUCUCCUAGCGCCGCUGCCACGGAACGUUGCCUAGAACCUGCGCGCCACUGACAAAAAGAACGUAGGCCAAUGUUGGGAGAAUAAAAGCCGGACCUGCUGCCACCGGAGGAUCUGCUAUGCCGGAAUGCCAGAGUGAGAGGCUGCUGCUACGCCAAGAAAACAGAUACCAAGAAGGCUGACGACGCUCGCCUGGAAGAAGGAAGCUGCCGAACCGUUCCCGCCGAUGUAUUCGCCGGAGUACUGCUGCCGGACUGAAUUCUUGCCGGAGGAAGAACCAAUGGUAUCUCUGGAGGGGUAGACCGCAUAGGACGUCGACGAAAGAGUGCCGCUGCUACACCUGCACCUUCUUGUUCUGCGUUGAACUGCCGGGGAAGACGACGGACGAAGAGUGAAUUGAGUGAGGAGCAAAGUCGUAGAAGAAUUGUCUAGAGUACUUCGAGUUUGAGAAAUGCAGACACUGCAGAAAAAGCUCCUUCAAAACAGCCCAAUGUGCUGUGUAGAUGGUCAGCAAGGGCGAUAAAGUCUUUUGCAAUGGGUGAACUUGAAGCUAGAAAGCUAAGGUAUCUCAACAUGGGCACUGAAUCUUUGCUCAUGGGUAUCUUGGUUGAAGGAACCAGUUUGGCUGCUAAGCAUUUGAGGGAAAAUGGUAUCACAUUAUUUAAGGUGCGAGACGAAACUAUAAACCUACUUGGCAAAUCUGGUGUGUUCAUUUCCAGUCCGGAGCAUCCUCCUUUAACCAAACCUGCCAAGGAGGCUCUUGAUUGGGCUGUUGAUGCAAAGCUGAAAUCAGGUGAGGAUGGAGAAUUGACAACAGCUUAUCUGCUUCUUGGCAUUUGGUCACAAAAGGCAUCAGCAGGGAAAAUAAUAAUGGCUGCACUUGGUUUUGAUGAUGAGAAGGCCAAUGAGCUAUCGAAAUUUAUUUGGAGGAUCGGAAGAUCCACAUCCAAUCCAAUACGUUCUGUGGUUCUGCACUUCUGCCACCCAUGGCGGAUCCUUGUUCUAACAAAUUAAUUUGCUUAAAAACAUAAAUGAG
This is a messenger RNA of Cuscuta europaea, 1374 nucleotides long. NCBI's taxonomy places the organism in Eukaryota, Viridiplantae, Streptophyta, Magnoliopsida, Solanales, Convolvulaceae. The record is from the annotation of a GenBank genome assembly.